This is a messenger RNA of Nannospalax galili (Upper Galilee mountains blind mole rat), 999 nucleotides long. RefSeq names its product melanoma-associated antigen B18. NCBI's taxonomy places the organism in Eukaryota, Metazoa, Chordata, Mammalia, Rodentia, Spalacidae. Gene Ontology annotation, cellular component: nucleus. Gene Ontology annotation, biological process: negative regulation of transcription by RNA polymerase II. The record is from RefSeq and is a predicted model, not a curated record.
AUGCCUCGUGGCCAGAAGAGUAAGCUCCGUGCCCGUGAGAAAAGAAAGCAGGCCCGGAGUGAACAUGCCGCUGCAAUGGAGGGAGAAGAGUCCUCCUCUAACUAUCCUUUCUACGGCUGUCCACAUCAGACUCCUCCUGGGACGCCUAGCUUUCCCAAGAGGCCUCAGGGAGCCCAAUUGAGCUUUCUGAACACAUUUUUAGAUGGAGGUGCCUGCAGCAAGGAAGAUGAAAGUUCAUAUUCUUCUGAAAAUGUUGAAGACUGGUGUAAAGAUCAUUUAAACCACAAAGUAGUCUUAUUGGUGCAGUUCCUCAUAGAUAAGUAUCAAAAAAAAGAGGCGAUUUCAAAGGCAGAUAUGCUGAAGUCUGUGACCAAAUCUUCUAAGAAUGACUUCAUUGAGAUCCUAAAGAGAGCCACAGAUCACAUGGAACUGGCCUUUGGUGUUGAUCUGAAGGAAGUGGAUCCCAUCAAGCAUGUCUAUGCCCUUUUCAACAAACUAAAACACAGCCUUGAAGGAGUGAUGGGUGAAGAAAGAAUGCCCAAUAGUGGCCUCCUAAUGAUUGUGCUGGGUGUGAUCUUUACGAAGAAUAAAUGUGUCUCUGAAACAGAGAUCUGGGAAGUACUGAAUAUGAUGGGUGUAUAUGCUAACAGGAAGCAUUUCAUCUAUGGAGAUCCUAAGAAGGUCAUCACUGAAGAUUUGAUGAAGCUAAAAUAUUUGGAGUACUACCAGGUGCUCAACAGCAAUCCUCCAUGCUAUGAAUUCAUGUGGGGUUCAAGAGCUCAUGCUGAAAUAAGCAAGAUGUAAAUCCUGGAGUUUUGGGCCAAGAUCCAUGAUAAUACACCAAGUUCCUAUGCAUCCUUGUAUGAAGAAGCUUUGAAAGAGGAAGAAGAAAGAGCCCAAGCCAGAUCUAGAGCCAGGGCUCGCACUGCUUCUAGAACCAGGUCACAUUCCAUUCCAGAGCCAUGCCCAGCAGCUUCUCACAUGCUGAGUAAUAUCUAA